Messenger RNA from Coregonus sp. 'balchen', 1414 nucleotides. The record is from the annotation of a GenBank genome assembly. Lineage: Eukaryota; Metazoa; Chordata; Actinopteri; Salmoniformes; Salmonidae.
AUGACCUUGUUUAGCUUCGCAGGUCGGGUGUGGGAUCGCGUGGAGAAGACGUGCCGCCACCUGCCCAUCGUUCUGAACACCGUUCUCGUGUUCUCCAUCACCGCGGAGGUGAGCUACCUGGUUCUGGUCGAGGCCCCGCUCCAAUCGGACCAGAAGAAGACCCAUUGGUCUACAGUGUGGAAGACUCUGCACCUCUUCGCGCAGUACUUCAUGUUGGGCAACAUCACAUGGAACGCGUCGCUGUUUCUGAAAACCAGCCCCAGCAUUCAAGGAGUGUUCCUGGGCUCAGAAGGCAUGGCGCAAGGCUGGAGGUAAUCUAAACAGACAUAAUGGUUCAUCAUUAGGUUCAUCUAAACAGACAUAAUGGUUCAUCAUCAAACAAAUUGUUAAGACUGGUUGAAUCACAUCAAUGUGUGUUGAGACUAUGCAAUGAUGACCGGAGGUACUUCCUCAUAAAUAGGCUGCCGGUAUUCAGAUAAUGUUAUGGGGGCAGAGAUUGUUCUCAUUAUUCAAAUAUUAUUUCCCCAGUGUUUAUGACGUUGUUAUACCAGCAGUUAUUACACUGUAACACACCUCUAUUCUACCUACAGGUACUGCUACACAUGUGAGACCCACACUCCCCCACGGUGCUCCCACUGCUAUGACUGUAAAGUGUGUGUUCUGAGACGAGACCACCACUGUGUGUUCUUCGGCCAGUGUGUGGGCUUCCGGAACUACCGCUACUUCAUCAGCUGUCUGCUGUUCAUGUGGACGGGGCUGCUGUACGCUGUAGUGAUGAACGCUGAGGUGUUCAUCAUCAUCCUGAAGGAAGGAGUCACGCUGCACAGUAUCCUGCUACUACUCAUGCCCUGGAUCAUGCUCGUCUCUGGUUAGACUGGGAGGGAGGGAGGGAGGGAGAGAGGGGGAGGGUGUGUGAGAGAGGGAGAGAGAGCCAAGCGAGUGAGAGGUGUGUAUGUGUGAGAGAUGUGUAUGUGAGCGAGAGAGAGAGAGAGAGAGAGAGAGAGAGAGAGAAAGAAAGGGAAUGUGUAUGUGUAUGUGUGUGUGAAAUACAGAGAGAGGUGUGUUUGUGUGUGAGCGUUGUACUAUUCUCUGACCCUCUCUCGCCUCUCCUCCAGGUCAGGUGACAGCGCGGGCCUUUGCCUUUGCCUUCAUCGCAGACACCUGUGUGUUGGGCUUCCUGCUGGUGGCAGCCUUCCUCUUCUUCCACCUCUUCCUCCUCCUGCGAGGCCAGACCACCAGGGAGUGGUACGCCAUCCGCAGACCCUACAACCUGGGUGUACUGGGCAACCUACGGCACGGCCUGGGUACCCACUGGUACGUCUGCUGGCUCUGCCCACUCAUCCCCUCCCCACUGCCUGGGGACGGCAUCCACUUCCAGGUCACAGGGUCGUUGGAGCCGGAGCCCAACCGGUCA